Messenger RNA from Neocloeon triangulifer, 2010 nucleotides. It is a transcript of the gene net, whose product is annotated as transcription factor Atoh8. Bases 184 to 1053 code for a protein of 289 amino acids. The transcript is spliced from 2 exons. Gene Ontology annotation, molecular function: protein dimerization activity; DNA-binding transcription factor activity. NCBI's taxonomy places the organism in Eukaryota, Metazoa, Arthropoda, Insecta, Ephemeroptera, Baetidae. The record is from RefSeq and is a predicted model, not a curated record.
GCCAGUCCCACGAGCGCUGGGGAGCCUCUCGCGAUCCGAUCCGUCUCCAGUCUGGCUCUGGAUACAGUGAGCGAAACACCGAGUGCCGAGCUAACCCGCCGCCGCACACCGACAUGUGCCUCUCGCGCCACCAGUGACAUUCGCACCCCGGAUUUGAAUCACUACUUUGCCCAAGGACAAAUAAUGAUGGCCACGGAGAUCUCCGUUCUUGGCCAGCACGCGUCAGUCUGCGUGUCUGACGAUGACCUGCACUCGCCCACCGACGCGAGUGAUGACAGCGUUGAGGUCAAAGUGCACCCCAUUCUGGCGCUGUCCAAGAAGAACAAACGCAAACUCGCUGAGCCACGCAAGGUGGCCAACGAGGGAAAAUCACCGCCCACCAAACGCGCCCGCAAACUGCACAAUACGACUGAUUUGAUUCGUCAAGCGGUGCCCGUUUCAACGCCGAGCCCCUUCAGGCCGUGGAGUGAGCCCCCCUCAAGUCACCACAGCGACGAUCAACCCCUUUCCUUGGUGGUCAGACCUUCGGCGGCGCCGGUCACAUUGUCUCCCGCCUUGUGCGGCGCUAAGCCGACAGUAGCACCACCACCGAUUCGCAAGCGCUUGGCCAACAACAAGUUUUCGGUUGAAUCUCUGAUUGGUGAACAACCACCCCCACAACUCCAACAACAACCAACCCCUCCUGCCUCUGCAAAGAGUAGCAAGAGUCGUUCUAGUAACGCGACAGUGGCGACGCCGAACGUUCAACGUAACUACAAGAACAUGACGCGUGAAAGACGCAUAGAGGCCAACGCUCGAGAACGGACUCGUGUUCACACGAUCAGUGCAGCGUUUGACACGCUGCGUCAAACCAUCCCUUCGUACUCGAACAGUCAGAAACUGUCCAAGUUGUCAAUCCUCCGCAUCGCCUGCUCGUACAUUGUGGCUUUGUCCAGGGUGGCCGGCGAAGACUACAGCGAGGGAGCCACGGCGCCAUCUGUUCCUGAUUGCGUUGAAAAGGUCACAAAGACCAUUCACGCGGAAGGGAAGGUGCGAAAGAAAAAGGACGAAUAGUGUGAUGUGUUGAUUCCUAUAUUUUAACAAACUGAACUCUGUUGCUUGCGAGCACCCGGGAUGCCCACUGUGAUUGCCAUAAUUUGUAGUUUAGGCUUAUCUUGUUUUUAGACUUUUGUGUCGUACGGACUGUGCUUUUCAACGUGUGUAACCGCUGCCAUAAAGCCAUAUAAUUCGCUAGGAAAUAUAUAUAUAUUGCAAUUGACGGUCUGUAAAUAAUAACCCUUGAAAAUUUCUAUACAACAUUCCGUCCUGUAUUUUCUUUCCCAGUUCCAAUUGCUGAUGUCAAACUUUGUAAAACAACACAAUCUGCUACUUUUUUUUUAUUAUUACAAUAAUAAGCUGCUAAUUCAUAAAAACUUAGACUGACAUAGGAGUUUUGGUGCUUGAGUAAUUGUUGAUUUUCUUGCAAUUUACAGUUAAUAAUUCGUAUCAAUCAUAUAUAUUUUAAAUUUUGAUAAGUCUAGAGAUAACGUAAGAAGUUUUAAACGAAGUCUUGUGAUUUUACGUGAAAAAAUUCAUGCUACUCAGAGCCAAAGGUGCCUGUAUGCAAUAGAAAAUUGUACGUUUGCAACUGAUGAUACGUGCCAAUGAGUAAUGUAAAGUUUCGAAAAUAUGUUGUAAAUAACAGUUCGAAAUGUUCAUAUAUUAUGCAGGCUAAUUACCUAUGUCAGAAGAAUUUAAAUGCCUAAUUAAAGCACUAGUUUCAACAAAGUUUCGAGAUUUUUUGGUUGCAUGAAGUCUUCAAAGGUAUUAUCUAAAGAAAAUUUAUCCAUAUAAUCAGCAGCCUAAAGCAGAUUCAGUACAAAUGUUUUAUUUGCAGGUUAAAAAUAAAUAAAUAUUGAUAAGCGAGCACUGAAACAAAAGAAAGCAACAUUUGCUGCGCGGUUAAAAUCAAAUUUUCGUGAAAAAAAAAAUGAUAAAUGAUGCUGUUGUUACAGAUAAUAAACGACAAAA